Messenger RNA from Anopheles bellator, 432 nucleotides. RefSeq lists its product as uncharacterized. NCBI's taxonomy places the organism in Eukaryota, Metazoa, Arthropoda, Insecta, Diptera, Culicidae. The transcript is spliced from 3 exons. The coding region runs from base 1 to 354 and encodes 117 amino acids. The record is from RefSeq and is a predicted model, not a curated record.
AUGCACCGUUUCGCUCCCGAGCUCGAGCUCGACGAAAACAGUGGUCGCGUGAACGCGUGGCCGACGGCUGUUGGAUUUUUCUUUUCCCUGCGUGAAUCCGAGUCUGAAGUUCAUGAAAUACUACCACGGGCACUGUAUUUACUCCCGAGAAGUGAUGAAAACAAAGACUGCUGGUACUGGCGUGUGAAACCCCCCGGAGGCCCGGGAGUAGGUCGCGCAAACCAAGUCCCACCUCAAUUCACGUCCCCCCCGCUAAGUAUGGAGUCAUUCGAAACCGGUGCCAUAGGUUACCGGAGACGACAGUGUGCAGCGAGCUGUAUCUUUCUUUCGACGAAGAAACAAAAACGCACAUAAAGAUGUUUGCUCCCCCAUGAGACACCGCCAGGCAAUAUAUGCUGCUAACCCACGCAUAAGCUAGAUUCAACUGGUGGA